Molecule: messenger RNA, 1684 nt
Organism: Abrus precatorius (Indian licorice)
Lineage: Eukaryota; Viridiplantae; Streptophyta; Magnoliopsida; Fabales; Fabaceae
Product: polyprenol reductase 2
Exons: 6
Coding region: 75-1100 (341 amino acids)
Biological process (GO): dolichol-linked oligosaccharide biosynthetic process; polyprenol catabolic process
Cellular component (GO): endoplasmic reticulum
Molecular function (GO): 3-oxo-5-alpha-steroid 4-dehydrogenase activity
Source: RefSeq, a predicted model, not a curated record
AUUUGUUAAUUCCCUGCACCGCACCCCACGUUUGGUAUCUCUUUCACUUUAAAUUCCCACAGAAACUAAUAACUAUGGCGGUGUUGCAUCAUCAACUCAUGAAAAUGCUUCUCGUUCAAUUGCUGAGGGUGGCUUGGGUUGCUGGCACCUUACCCAUCAUCAUCGCUUCUAUUCCCACUUCCAAGCUGAGUUGGCUCCGUAGAACCUUGUUGGGUUUUGCUGGCAGAGGAAAAACCAUGCACUCUUCGUCCCAAAAAUUCACCAUUCCUCAAAGGUUCUUCUUGCACUUCUACGCUGUGGCUUCCAUAUGGACAACGUUGUUACUUGUUGCAACUUGGGUAUAUGCCUAUAGCAUGGUACCAAUGGUUGCAGAGCCGUUUUCGUAUUCGACUAUCACCAGUUUCUUGACUGGGGGUUCUUCUAUAAGAACUGGUUCAUCUAAAUUGAGGCUGAGCUAUGUGGCUUGGCAAGCUGUUUUUCUGCUUUUGUUGAUGGAAGCUCAAGUCCUAAGGCGCCUUUAUGAAACCAUACAUGUUUUCAACUAUAGCCCCUCUGCUCGCAUGCAUGUACUUGGUUAUCUUACUGGAUUGUUUUUCUACAUAGCAGCGCCACUGUCACUCUGCGGUGAUUGUGCUGUAGAGGUGUUUGAGUUCCUAUCAAAUCUAGUGACUGAAUUCAUUGUCAGAGGCAAGAAUCAGAUGCCAAUACCAGAGUUAGAAUUCUGGCAAGUUAUAAAUCCCCUCAUCAAGCUUGGGUGGAAGCAUUGGAUUGGUGCAGCUGUUUUUCUGUGGGGUUGGAUUCAUCAAUAUCAGUGCCAUAAAAUUCUUGGUUCUCUACGAGUUUCAAGACAAGCAGAGGAAUAUGUAAUUCCUCAUGGUGAUUGGUUUGAAAUCGUUUCCUCUCCACAUUAUCUGUCAGAAAUCGUUAUAUACGCUAGUUUUGUGGUCGCUACUGGAGGAUCCAACCUUACAAUCUGGUUACUUUUUGUUUUUGUGGUGGCAAAUCUGACAUUUGCAGCAGCGGAAACACAUAUCUGGUAUCGUCAGAAAUUUGAAGACUAUCCAAGUGAUCGGUUCGCUGUAAUUCCAUUUAUUAUCUGAAGAUUCUGGGUUAAUGUGUACUUGAUACAAUUGAUUGCGGCAAAGAACUUCGUUGUUUCUUAAGAUGUACAUGCUAUUGUAUAAAUAGAGUUUUUUCGUUUUUGAGAACUUUAUAAUUACAUUACAAUGCUCAAUCGAUAUUUUUUGGCUAUUUUUUUUUUUUGGGCGUAAAAAUCGGAACAUUUUGGUAGGGUCAUCUUGUAAUAUGCUUAAUAUAAUGCCAUAAUACUAAAUAGUUGCGAAUGGAUCCAGCCUGAAAAUUCCGGUAAAUUUUGAUAGUUAUUUAUUUAUUUAUUUUUGGUCAAAAUUUUUAUAGUUAUUUAAAUUCUCAUUUGUUUCCACGACUUUGUGAAGAUAAUUUCUUGUAGUGCAUACUCCAUACUAAAUUGGAUCGAGUACUUUUGAUUGUUAUUUGUAAAAAGAAAAACUGUUACCAUUCAGAAACUUUUCAACUACACAUUUAUAAUGGCGAGGACUCCCAAAUAGAACAGUGGUAAAAGGGAUGGGAGUAAACAAUUUCAGCACCAAAAUAUUUUGCAAUCUCACCAAUUUUAGUUUGAAAGAUUUGACAAGGGCUAACCAUC